AUGAUUGAGACAUGCACAACACGUCGUAUGCUAUUGCUCAUAUGCGCACUUCUGGUGUCAUCUACCAUUAUUCUGGUUUUUGAAGAAUACGUAGAGGAUUCUGAGCUAGAGGCGUCAAGAAAGCUGCGGCAGAACGGUAAAAUGAUAUACGCCAAGCCGGAAGACUCCAAGGUAAGGGGUUUGAAGCUUUAAUGUUGUUUUAAUCUUUUGUUAUUAGUAAAUGUUUUUUUGGGAAGUGAUUUGCGAUUUGAAAUGAAUAUCUAAUUACAGAAAGAAGUCCCAGUGACGACGAUAUCAGAAUGUUCUUCAGAAGCUUCGUUGAAGUUGGUCGAAGAAUGCCAGUCUUGUUCGAACUUUGAAGUCAAAGCUCUUAAGACAGGUAAGCUUAACAUAGAAAGGUUUUUUAUAAUGAUACAAAACUGUCUUGUGAAAACAAUAAGAAAGUUAUUGACUAAACCGUAUUUACUUAAAUUUAAUCUUCUUCAACAUACAGUACCCUUUUCAGACUACUGUAAAGACACAGGCUACUAUACCAAGUUCCUGUGCGAAGCCAACAACCAGACCUUGUACACGCCGUGUUAUUCGAAGCAGGUGAGGGCAUUUGUCAGGUUUAAUAUGUUUGCUGGCAUGAGUUUUGCCUGGAGCGUUUUGUUCUACAGUUUUGUAGCGUGGCGACGAAAGAUCGUGGAGAUGAGGGGAUACUCCAGAGUGUCACAGUUUUUAAGUUGA
Bursaphelenchus okinawaensis is the source of this 729-nucleotide messenger RNA. The record is from the annotation of a GenBank genome assembly. NCBI's taxonomy places the organism in Eukaryota, Metazoa, Nematoda, Chromadorea, Rhabditida, Aphelenchoididae.